AUGCGCAUCCUACGAGGGGGGCCAUGGACGUUCGACAACCAACUCCUCAUGCUAAAGAGGUGGCAUAAAGGUAUGAUUGUUGGGAACAUGAAGUGGGAACACGCAUCUCUUUGGAUACAAAUCUGGGGAGCCCCUUUUGACAUGGUAUCUCCUAUUGUUGCAUCAAAGGUCGGAAGCAGACUGGGGGUUGUGGAGGAAGUUGAGAAGCAAAGACAACAGGAUGAACAGAAUAUUUUUAUAUGGGUCCGAGUUGCUCUACCUAUUGCAAAACCACUAUGUCGUGGGAGUUAUAUUGCAGGACCCAGUGGAGAACAUACAUGGAUACAAUUCAAGUAUAAGAGAAUGCCUAUCUUUUGUCAUUUUUGUGGCUUGUUGGGCCACAAUUUGCGCCACUGUGCAAGUCAUUAUGCACCAGAAAAGAACGGAGGUGUAGGUGAAUACCAGUAUGGUGACUAG
Messenger RNA from Quercus robur (English oak), 456 nucleotides. RefSeq lists its product as uncharacterized. Lineage: Eukaryota; Viridiplantae; Streptophyta; Magnoliopsida; Fagales; Fagaceae. The coding region runs from base 1 to 456 and encodes 151 amino acids. The record is from RefSeq and is a predicted model, not a curated record. The transcript has a single exon.